Penaeus monodon (black tiger shrimp) is the source of this 1221-nucleotide messenger RNA. RefSeq names its product gastrula zinc finger protein XlCGF7.1-like. Gene Ontology annotation, molecular function: RNA polymerase II cis-regulatory region sequence-specific DNA binding; DNA-binding transcription factor activity. The record is from RefSeq and is a predicted model, not a curated record. The coding region runs from base 126 to 1064 and encodes 312 amino acids. Gene Ontology annotation, biological process: regulation of transcription by RNA polymerase II. Lineage: Eukaryota; Metazoa; Arthropoda; Malacostraca; Decapoda; Penaeidae. The transcript has 2 exons.
CUCGUUCAGUCGAGUAGAGUUCCCUUGAGCGAAGAAUCUCGCUGCGUUCAUAGCCGAGGAUAGGCAGGCCAAGCCAGUUAGCUGAGAGGAACGUACUUGUGUUGAGAGUGUGUGAAACAAUAAGGAUGACAAUGAGUUUCCUGACAGACCGGAUAUCUUUGGCGGAUGAGGAGACAGUCGGCAUAGGAGUCAUAAUUAAAGAAGAGUUCAACGACGAUGUCACCGAAGAGACAUGUCUGGAUAUUAAAGAGGAACCACUUUAUCAUGGAAAUGAAGCAAGCGGUGCAGUGAGCGACGUGAAAGUGAACCAUAAAUGCUUUAACUCUAACAAUCUUCAUGAGCUUAGACAUGAAAAAAAUCCAAAGGGUUCGUGUGACGUGGUUCUGGAUCGUAAUGACUUGUUAAGAGCUACUUUUGUGGCUGAGGACUGCGGGAACAAGUUUUCAUCAGAUGGAGAUCAGGCAAUGCACAAAGAGAGACUUGAGGAGGAGUUACAGGAAAAGGAAGCAUUGAAACGUUUUGUAUGUGAAGUGUGUGGCAAGAAAUUCUCUAAAAAGUGUAAUAUCUACUUUCAUAUGAGAGUCCACACAAAAGAAAAGCCAUACAGCUGUGAUAUUUGCAGCUAUGCCUUCUCACAAAAAGGUAAUCUAGUGAGACAUAUGAGAGUUCAUAAAAAGGAGACUCCAUAUAACUGUGAGUUUUUCAACAAAGGAACAUCUGAGAAAGGUCAUAUAUUAAUGGAUAUGAGAGUGCAUACAAAGGAGAAGUCAUACAGCUGUGAUAUUUGCAACAAGACCUUCUCACGGAAAGCUCAUGUAGUGAGCCAUAUGAAAGUACAUACAAAGGAGAAGCCAUAUAACUGUGAUAUUUGCAAUAAGGCCUUCGCAACCAAAAGCGACUUAAUAAGGCAUAUCAGAAUACAUACAAAGGAGAAGCCAUACAGAUGUGAUAUUUGCAACAAGGCCUUCUCACGGAAAGAUAAACUAGUCAGUCAUAUGAGAGAACAUAAAAGGACACGUUAUAAAACUGUGAGAAUGGCUAAUCUACCUACUCACAAAAAAUAAAUAAAUAAUGAUGAGGCAUAUAAAAGUACAUACAGAUGAGAAGCCAAACAGUUCUGAAGUUCGUAAUGACGAAUGCAUUAUGCUAAUUCAGAGAGGAGAAGCCAUAUCUCCAAAAGAUUUAUCAUAAAUCCUUUAAUAUCUAAGAUACACACACACA